Elaeis guineensis (African oil palm) is the source of this 1031-nucleotide messenger RNA. NCBI's taxonomy places the organism in Eukaryota, Viridiplantae, Streptophyta, Magnoliopsida, Arecales, Arecaceae. The record is from RefSeq and is a predicted model, not a curated record.
UUAUUAUUUAUUUUAAAACUCUAAUCAAAGAGAGAAUCUCUCUCCACUCCACUUUCUAACCAAACAAUCCUUGGAUGCAGCUUGCAUUUGAGAAGCAUACAAGAUACAAUUUACCAAAUCAUGUAUUGGAAUUUAUAUGGACCGAGAUUUUUAUGCUAGGAAUCAAAUGUCAUGCUAGAUGUGUUGCUGCUGUUCAUUUGGACCCUUUUCAAUGAUCAUUAAAAAGGGCAACCCAAAAUCAUAAGAGAAUUCUAUAAACUAGUUAGUGUUUCUAAAUCAGUCACAUUAACCCAAUGGCAUCCAGGGAGAGGGAGAAGGCCGCGGGCGAUUUCGAAUCAAGAGCCUUUCUUCAAGUCCCAGUCUCCUCUACUUUCGGUCUCUAGAGCCGCCUGAUGGCGAUUUUCUCUUCCUCGUCGUCGGAACCAUCGGAGACGGGCACCAGGGCGUGGAUCCUCCACGGGCUGGUGGUCGGUUCCGCCGUCGCCGCGGGGGUGGCCGGUGGCUACGCCGCCCUACGCUGGUUCGGGAAGUUCCGAAGCAGGGUGGUGGGAAUAAUCCCCGCUCGCUUCAACUCCUCGCGCUUCCAGGGCAAGCCCCUCGUCCCAAUCCUCGGCAAGCCCAUGAUCCAACUGAUGCGACGAAGAAACAUCAUGUAAGAAGCGGGAAAGAUUGCGUGAAAAAUCUGUGAUGCCUUUAUGGGAAAUAACAUGCCAUUCCAAUGGGUUUCUUCAAGUUACAUGCAAAUAUGAGGAUUGAGUUAAUUUGCAUUGAAGAGCGAUUACAAAAUGGAGGAAAGAUAGGAGAUGAUUUGGCUGUUUUCGAGUUGCCAGUGCAAUCGCAGAAAAAAAAGGAAAACACCAUGGAUGUUUUAGCUCUGUGAUACUCAAAUGAACAAUAGUCCUGAAUUGAAAUCUUUGCCAAUUGAUUAAAGUGCAUCCGUUUUGUACAAAUUUGACAUUAUGUAUUUCAUCGUUUGAGAUGCUAAUAUCUGAGCUCUAGGUUCUAAUUUGGAGGCCCUGGUCAUCUAAAAA